Molecule: messenger RNA, 2192 nt
Organism: Cuscuta campestris
Lineage: Eukaryota; Viridiplantae; Streptophyta; Magnoliopsida; Solanales; Convolvulaceae
Source: the annotation of a GenBank genome assembly
CAGCUUGUUUUGAAGAGGGCAGCGUCGUAGACUGGCCGUCGAGGGCUUCACAGAGGGCAUCGCCGCGGACGGGAGUGACUGCAAGUGACCUAUUCAGUGUGGAUCCGCCCCUAGUUAGACCAGAAAUUACAUGGAGCCACAACCGCCGCCGCCUAGCGAACGGUCGUCACCGCCGCAGCAGCCAGCACCUGCAUCACUAUCAUCCACUCCGCUUCCAGCAGCAGCAGCAUCAUCAUCUCCGGCGAAUUUUACCCUAAACCCCUCCACUUCUACUUCCGUGACCCCAACCAUACAAAUCACCCAACCAAGACCAGCUUUAGAGCCGCCGUCCUCCUUCCAUAGUAACCGUCAACAGCCGUCGUCUUUCCCGCAGCACAUGGUUCCCCAUUCUUCUUCUCCGUUGCCUUCCAGGGAUGGACUGGUAAUUGGGGUUCCUGCCCCGCAGCCUGGCCCUUCUCCGCCGCUCUCCUCCUUUUCAUCAUUGUCUCCGCCUUCUUUCGGGCAACAAUUCGGGGUUUUGGGUCGUGGAGUGCCAAAUUCUCUUCCUACUUCGAGCUCAGCCCAGGGGAGACAACCUGUACAAGGGAUGCCAGGGAUGGGAAUUACUGGGUCUCUUGGUUCGAGUAUGCAAAUGCGACCAGCUGGGGUUCCUACGCAGCCGGUGAGAUCUAUUACAGCAUCACUCAGACAGAAUAACCAGUCUCCUUCUCAAAAUUUCCAAGGACAUGGCAUGUUGAGAUCUCCAAACACCCCUAGUACACCGCAAAGUCCACAGUCACAGAAUCAAGCAUGGUUAUCUUCUGGGGCACAAGGCAAACCACCUUUGCCUCAUCCUUCCCCGAGGCCUCAACUGAGCACACAGUCUUUACAGCAACGAUCUCAAGUUCGUCCACAGCAGCACCAUUCUGUCUCUACCAGUCAGUCACAAGAGAAUGUGGGGCAGCUAGGUCAAUCUCCAAGGAUUCAACAACCCAUUUCCAAUGCACAACCAAAUAUAAGGAGUCAAAGAUUUGGAGUUCAAAGACCUUCAUCACAAUCAAUGCUGCAUUCUGCUGCUGCUGCUCAAUCUGGACCUCUCAAUAAGACUGCUGCAGAGACUGAGGAACCUUGUAAUAGGAUUCUGAGUAAGAGAAGCAUUCAAGAGCUCAUGACCCAGAUUGAUCCAUCCCAAAAGUUGGAUCCUGAGGUUGAAGACAUCUUUGUGGAUAUUGCAGAAGAAUUCGUAGAAUCUCUUACAACCUUUGGUUGCUUGUUGGCAAAACACCGCAAGUCCUCUACAUUGGAAGCAAAGGACAUCCUUCUACAUGCUGAAAGGAACUGGAACAUUACUCUUCCUGGAUUUACUGGGGAUGAGAUUAGGACAUACAAAAAACCUCUCACAACUGACAUUCAUAGAGAACGGCUGGCUGCAAUAAAGAGAUCUGCUACAAAGACAACCAAUCCAAAGAGCUCAUCUGGACAAAGUGGAAAUUCAAAGACUCAAUUUGCAAAAGGUCCUAGCAAUAUUUUGACUUCCCCCAAUGCAAAGACCUGAAACUGUGUGAAGAACUGCUCUCUGAUUAGGGAGGGACUGGCUGUGCACCAUCUUAGUUUAUGCACACGAGGUUUGAUCUUUCUCAUGGAGCAUAUACUUUUGCCUGUCAUGCAUCUAGUAUCAUUUGCAUCCUUCUUUCAUUUUUAAAUCAUGAAAUUGCAUAACAGUCCUUUCGCUCGUGAAAUCGAAAUAUUUGGAAUGAGAAUUAUGUUUUUUGUCAUCAAACAAUGCAUCUAUUAAAAAUUUUUUGUGACAAAAUGCAUUUCUCCACCACAUCAAAUGCAGUUUGAUGCCAAAGGUUGCUUCUGCUGUAGCGAUUAUGCUUGAACUCGAACUGCAUUUUACGUCAUCCGUACCAUGUUACUAAUAGGAAAACCAGGCGAAGACGUUGAUAAUCCAUACAGUAGAUGGGCCAAUGAGAUUCGUAUAUGCAAAAUGCAUAAAUGUAAAUCUAAGCAAUCAAAAGACUGCCCUUUCUAUGCCACGCCGUCAUUCUUAGCAAUGGCGAGUGGCGACAAUGCAAGUUUUUUUGCUUCGAGGAUUAGAGGCAGGGAUGGAUGACAGUUAAUGGUGUGGAAGAUUUCAUUUAUUUAUGUAAAGAAGCAUGCUAAGAUUUCUAAAUCUACAACAUUGUUGAUUGGCUAGAUUUAAGGGAUUG